Molecule: messenger RNA, 4214 nt
Organism: Mustela erminea (ermine)
Lineage: Eukaryota; Metazoa; Chordata; Mammalia; Carnivora; Mustelidae
Product: collagen alpha-1(I) chain-like
Exons: 2
Coding region: 409-1557 (382 amino acids)
Source: RefSeq, a predicted model, not a curated record
GCUUACUCAAUGGCCAAUCGGCCCCUUGGCCACGGUCUGUGCCUUGUGUCCCCAGGCAGCAGGAGGUCCUGUCUAUGGUGUCCGUUCCAUGCAUCUGUUCCAGGUGAAUCACCCUGACAGGUAGGGACCACGUGAGGCUGUUCAUCCUCAGCUCGUGUCCAGAGACACUUCCAGAAGGACACGAAACAAUGCCCCGGCUGCCACUGCUGACGCUGGGGGCCGCUUGCCCCGGGCCAGGCAAACAGGAGGUAAAGAAGGGCCUGGCCCUUCUUGGACCCAGUCCGAGGAAGGAGCCCAGGAGCCUACUGGGCUUGACUGGGUUCCACUGGAGGCCGCGUUGCCAGCCGGGAGAGUGGCACCUGCCCCAGCCGGCCCGCUGUGAGGGCCGUGGGGCCUGUAGGUGGGCCCAUGGGCCGGCGGGUGGGCCCAUCAGUGGGAGCCAGGCCGCGGAGCCCACGGUCGCGGUGGAGGCCCCUGGGGAAACUAAAGGGCUGGUUGGCUGGGUCUGUGGGGCAGGAGGAUCCAGGAGGACUUCCCAGAGGAGGGGGCCUGGGGAUGCCGGGGCAGGAGGAAGGGAUCCUAGCAGUGCGGAGGGCUGAGCACUCGAGCAGAGACCAGACCACUCCUCUCAGCUACGAGGGACUCACGGGGCCUGUGCUCUGCUGGGCCAGGACCCAGGAAAAGGUGAUGGAUGACCGUUGGGGGGGGGCAUGGAGGAAGGGGCUGGGCUCUGCUUGGGGUCAGACGGGGGACAUGACCCUGACCUUGCCUUGGUUCACCAGGGGAGAAGAUGCAGGAAGAGGGCGCAGAAGGAACAGCGUGUCCCGGGAGGCCCGGCCCAGAGCAGCGGGCAGAUGCGUGUGCACACUUAGUGUGACAGAAAGUGCAUGGCCUCAGGGCCUGAGGGGGGCAGGGACUGCCCAGGAGGCACGUGGGGGCCCUGGGGCAGGUGAGGUGCUCCCGGAGAGGAGCCGCUGGAGCCCAGCAGAGAGGCCAGGCCAGGAGACGAGAGUCUGGAACCAGAUGGCCCAGGAGGGAGAGCAGGGGGGCUGUGGCAGGGGGUGUUUAGGGCUGGAGCCUGGUGGGCCCGGGGGACGGGGCUGUCGGCCACUGCCCGCUCCUCCUCGUGGCCUCGCAGCCCGCCCCGCAGCGCACAGCCUGUGCUCCAGCCGCCCGGCAUUUUCUUCUCAGUCCCCACGCCUGUUCGGCCUUAGGGCCCAACUGUCCUCUCUUCCCGGAUGGCCGCUCUGCCCACGGGCCUCCCGGGGCCCCUUGCCCCUCGCUCUCAGCCCCACAUCACCUCCCCUGAGGGGCCUGUCCCGACAACCUCCUCUCCGCGGAGGAAGUGGCCCCGUCUGGAGUGAACUCUGCUCACUCGUGUGUCGUCUGCUCUGUCCUCUGUGGGAAUGCGAGCCCCUGGGGAGUGGCUGGCUGGUGGGGGGCCCUGGGUGGGAAUCGGCUGUGAGCCAGCCCCAGCCUGGGGGCCGUGCGGUGCAGAAUGGGCCGAGCAUGAAGCCCGGAGCUCAAACAAAGCUCCAGCGUCUCCUUGCUGUGUGACCACGGGCUGGCCACUCCACUUCUCUGAGCCUGGCUCUCUCUCCUGUACCGUGGCGGUGACAAUGCCUCCUUCAGUGGGGAGUUGAAGGUUGUAUCUAAAGAUGCUGGAACAGUGGGGGCGUGGCUGGGUGCCCAGCAGACAUUUGUUGAAUGAAAGAAUGAGCACAGCCACUCACCAGCCCCCUCAGCCCUGCCCCCUGUGACAUGUGUGGCCUUGGCGAUGCCCCGUCACCUCCCUUGGCCCCAGUGUCCUGCUCUGCAAAGUGGGAUCUACCCCAUUUCAGCCUCCUAAUCCAUCGCCCACAGGCACAGAAGACGUGGGGCUCUUCCAAGGGUCUCCCGGCCUCCUGGAUGCUCUGUGUCGUCCGGGGGCCUCUGCAGCAGGCGGGACCCCACACGGCCCCCGCAUGAAGAAUGUCGAGCAAAGUCAGAGGGGAUGCUCUUUGGUCUGUAUUUAUCUAACUCCCUCCCCCACCCCACAUACACAUAGUCAGUAAAGAGGCCACAGGAGGGGGAAGGGGAAGUUUGGGCACGAUGCUGGGCCUGGGUCACUGGGGCCCUCAAGACAAGUAGACCCCAGGCCAUGCAUCCGUGCUCUGUAGUAUCCUGAGUGGACUGGGCUGCGGGCUCCCAAGGACCCAUGCGCCCCAAUGGAGCGGGGCAGACGGGAAGUCGGGAGAGAGGAACCAGGACAAAGUGCUCGCUCGAGCCCACAGCAGGCGAGGCGUGUCUCCCUGCAACAGCCCUUGUUGAACAGAAAUUCGCAACAACCUAAAUGACCAUUAGUGGGGCUGCACGGGUCCCGUGCACCUGCUGGGACGAGGCCAGCCGCGCCAGGAGGUCCCUGCGCAGGCGGCGUGGCCCUGGUGGCUGACGCCGAUGUCUGCAGCCACCCCACCCCCCGCCAGGCAGACAGUCCACCCCCCACCCAAGAACCAUGACUUCUGUGCUUCAAAAACGCUCUAGAAAAACAUGUUUCAGAGGUGGAAGGGAUACGUGCCUCCCUUAGAAUCGUGGCCUCCUUUGGGGCCGGAAGAGACUUUCGGAAUGGGGUGCGGGUUGGGGCACUUUAGUCCCCUUGCAUACGCUUCACGAGGAUAUGGGGGGGAGACAGAGGUGUGACAGAGACAGAGAUGAUGGUGUUAAAGGACAAGAUGUGAGAGGGACGGGGAGAGACGGUGGGGAUAUGAAGACGGACAUGAGAGAGGCGAGACUGAAGCCCAGGAGAGUCAUUCCAAAGAACAGACAGUGCCGGCAUCCCACCGGCGGGCGUACUGGCGACUGUCAUUCUUCUUUAACUUUCUCUGCGUUUUCAGUGUCCAUCAACAAACCAAAACUUCACAGCAGUUGCCGGAGAAGAUACUGAAGAGAGAAACCUUGAAGGGCAGGAAAUGAUGAUGUGUUUUGGAGGGGGGGAUGUCAGAAAUAACCAGGCACCCCGAAAAGUGGCCCAGCCAGAGCCUGUGCUCCCAUGCCCCCUGCCCCUCCCACCGUCAGAAUGCCCCCCACCUUUUGUCCAGUCCUAUUUAUUUUACUCUGUCACACCAAGAGGUGCUCGGAGAAGAGGGAACCAGAUGCCUGCAACGUGUCACUGGUGCGAAGGGUCCUCAACUAUACAUCUGAUUUCCAAAAGAAACCUGAAGGGUAACAUACUCUACUUCCUACUAAUCGCUAGAUUCUAUCUGCUGGUGUUUUAUUUAGAAAUUUUUACCUGUACUCUUAAAAGGCCAUUGGCCUUUAGUUCCCCUUAUUUUGUAUUAUUUGAUUUGAAGUUAUUCUAGAUGCAUGGAAUGGGUAAGGGAUUUUCCCUUCUAUCUUUUUAUAUGGCCUGAAAUAGUUUAAACAGCAUUGAAAUUAUUAGUUCUUCAGAAAUUAGAUACCACUCAGCUGUGAGCCCAUCUGCUUGUGGUGCGUUUUUACUGAUAGACUGCCAAUCACCUUCUAAUCUCUUAUAUGGUAAUUGGUCUAUUAGAAUUUCCCAUUUUUUUCUUGGACUGAUUUUAGUAAUUUACUUUUACCAGGAAAUCACCCAUUUCCCGAAGGUUUUCAAUUUGUUAUCACAGAGUUGCUUAAAAUAUUCUCUCGUAAUUAUUUUGAUCUCCCCUGUACCUGUAGUCAUCCUGGUAUGUCUGCCUGCUCCUUCCUAAUCUGGCCCAACUUCACUUUCUCUCUUUAUUCUCCACAAUUGGACUCACGAGCGCUUUCAGAAAAAUUUCAUUAGCCGUUUCAGAGAACAAGCUUUUGCAUUUACAUAGUCUUUCCACUAUUUAAAAAUGUUUCCUAUUUCGUCAAUUUCGGUUCUUAUCCUUAUGAAUUGCCUCUUUGUUGUUUAUUUUGUUGUUUCUUUUCCUGGUUUCUAAACGUGUUGCUGUAUUCAGACCUCCGGUUCUAGUGAAGACGUCUCGGGCUGUGUGCGUCUCAGCUUGGUUUCUGCCACUUGUCUGCUUUAGUGUGAAGUGUCUUUGUCUUUGCUUUCCAGAUAGUGUGUGAUUUUUCCUUCAACUUUCUCUUUGAUCCAAGAGUUCUAUAGGAACGUUUUAAAUCUGCAAGUAAAGUGUUUUCCAGUCCCUUUUGAUCACUUACUUCUACUUGUAUUGGAUAUAACCAGAGCAUGAGGUAAAAAACUGUUCGUAUGUUCUUAUUUUAGGUAAAAUUUU